Castor canadensis (American beaver) is the source of this 7986-nucleotide messenger RNA. RefSeq names its product granule associated Rac and RHOG effector 1 (gene Garre1). The record is from RefSeq and is a predicted model, not a curated record. NCBI's taxonomy places the organism in Eukaryota, Metazoa, Chordata, Mammalia, Rodentia, Castoridae. Gene Ontology annotation, molecular function: CCR4-NOT complex binding. Gene Ontology annotation, biological process: Rac protein signal transduction.
UCUCAGGGACGGAGCCAUGGACGGCAUUUCCCACCUUUGUCUCUUGACUACGUCUUCUAGGAGUCAUAGGACCGUGCUGUGAUUGGGUGCAGGUGAUGUCACGUCCUGCUCACCCUGUGGGCAGGGGAGAUUGCUGCUCCACUGGAGACAGGCAGGGCUUCUGUCCUGUGAAGUAGGCGACAGCUCAGGUGGGCUGUUUUGGCCCUGUGGCAUCACUGCUGUCGUGGCAAGAGCAAAGAAUAGUUGAAGGGAUGGGGUGUGCUUCAGGAGAGCUAGAAGAUACAUACUUUUGGCAAAGAAAAAGGAAGUGACUUAGAGGCCUUAUGAAUACAACUGUGCAUUCUUGCUUCAGACUUUAAAACCGAGGGCCAACCCGGCCUGGAAGCACUUCUUAUUAAUGUUACACGGAAACCGCUACCUCAGCAAACAAAAGGAAAGGAGGAGACGACUCUUAACAGCAAAUGCCAUUUUUAAAGAAAACUUGCUUUCAGAAAACAUUACAGGAAUUUUGGAAAUUUUUAGUGUUGAGGAGAAGCUUUCUAGGUAAAUGGACUUGACAGGCAGGCUCUGUCAAACUUCAGAGGUCCACUUUCCUUAGGACUUCAUGUGCAGUGACUCUGCACUGCUUUUUAAAUUGCUGUUGAUCAGCUGUGGGUUUUUGGGUUCUAACUUUUUUGGUAUAUUGAAGAUGCAUUAUAUUACAUUUUAAAAAGUUAAGUUAUUUUUCUGCCAUUGUAAAUACAAGUAUCAAAAUAUUCUUGCAAAGCAAUUCUAAGUAUACAUUUUUCUCAGCAAGCAUAUCUUUUUAUUGAGAGAGUAGAAUGCUAAACAGUUGUUAUACAGCAUUUUGGACACACUUUGGUUUUUUGUCAGUCGUCCUUGCUACACUGAAAAAUUAAUUAUAUUAACCUGUUGUCUUUCUCAUUCCUAUGUUGAAUCACACGCUCACCGGCCUCAUGGAAAUGCCUUUUCUAGAACUUAGAUUCGCAGAACUCCACUAUUUUUAUACCUACCUACAAUUUUGACGAAAAGCAAACAAACAAACAAAAAACCAAAAGCAAGACUUCGACCCUGACCUGCUCACGGUCGCCACUGCAGACCCCCACCGCAUGUACUGCUGCAGUGCCCAGGACAGUAAGAUGGACUACAAGCGGCGCUUCCUGCUUGGCGGGUCCAAGCAGAAGGUGCAGCAGCACCAGCAGUAUGCCAUGCCAGAGCUGGGCCGAGCCCUGAGUGCGCCCCUGGCAUCUCCGGCCACCUCUGCCCCCCUGGGCAGUCUGACUGCUGCAGGCAGCUGCCACCAUGCAGUGGCCCACUCUGCUCCUGUCGCCGACAUCCAGCAGGGCAUCUCCAAGUACCUGGAUGCUCUCAAUGUGUUCUGCCGCGCCAGCACCUUCCUCACUGACCUCUUCAGCGCUGUGUUCAGGAACUCUCACUACUCAAAGGCCGCCGUGCAGCUCAGGGACGUGCAGGAGCACGUCAUGGAGGCAGCCAGUCGGCUGACCUCCGCCAUAAAGCCCGAGAUCGCCAAGAUGCUGAUGGAGCUUAGUGCUGGGGCAGCAAACUUUACAGAUCAGAAGGAAUUCAGUCUCCAGGACAUUGAGGUGUUGGGGCGAUGUUUCUUGACAGUGGUGCAAGUUCAUUUCCAGUUUUUGACUCACGCAUUGCAGAAGGUCCAGCCAGUGGCGCACUCUUGUUUUGCUGAGGUGGUCAUGCCAGAGAAAAAGAACAGCAGUGGUGGCAGCUUAUCUGGCAUGGGCCACACGCCUGAACUGGAGGAAGCUGUGCGGUCCUGGAGGGGGGCUGCUGAGGCGACAUCUAGACUAAGAGAAAGAGACUGUGAUGGCCGCCUGGCGGGAAUUGAGGUUCAACAGCUCUUUUGUUCUCAAAGUGCAGCAAUUCCUGAGCACCAGCUAAAAGAACUGAACAUAAAAAUUGACAGCGCUUUGCAAGCAUAUAAGAUAGCUCUGGAGAGUUUGGGCCACUGUGAAUACGCAAUGAAGGCUGGCUUCCACCUCAAUCCAAAGGCAAUUGAAGCAAGUUUGCAGGGCUGCUGCAGCGAGGCAGAAGCCCAGCAGACCGGGCAGAGACAGACACCUCCGCAGCCCAUGCAGUGUGAGCUUCCCACCGUCCCUGUGCAGAUCGGAUCGCACUUCCUGAAAGGCGUCUCCUUUAAUGAGUCGGCGGCCGACAAUCUGAAACUUAAAACGCACACAAUGUUACAGCUGAUCAAGGAAGCAGGCUGCUAUAAUGGGAUCACAGCCAGGGAUGAUUUUCCUGUGACUGAAGUGCUGAAUCAGGUGUGUCCAUCCACAUGGCGGGGUGCCUGCAAGACUGCUGUGCAGCUGCUGUUCGGCCAAGCUGGACUGGUGGUAGUUGACACAGCACAGAUUGAAAAUAAAGAAGCCUACGCCCCCCAAAUCAGUUUAGAAGGCUCCAGAAUCGUGGUUCAAGUCCCGUCCACAUGGUGCCUAAAAGAAGACCCUGCUACCAUGUCCCUGCUACAGAGAAGCCUUGAUCCUGAAAAGACCCUGGGCCUGGUAGAUGUGCUCUACACAGCUGUGCUGGACCUAAACCGUUGGAGGGCAGGGAGGGAACAAGCUUUACCUUGCAUACAGAUUCAGCUUCAAAGGGAGAUCUGUGACUUUGGGAAUCAGGCUGACCUGCCUUCUGGAAAUGGAAACAAAUCUUCAAGUGGCUUGCAGAAGACAUUCUCCAAACUGACAUCCCGGUUCACCAAGAAAGCUUCAUGUUCUAGCUCGAGCAGCAACACAAACUAUUCCAUCCCAAGUACCCCUUCCAAAAAUGUCUUCAUAGCUGGGUGUUCAGAAGAGAAGGCCAAAAUGCCUGGGAAUAUUGACACACGGUUACAAAGCAUUUUGAACAUUGGUAGCUUCCCUAGGACUACAGACCCUUCACAGUCUGCUCAGAAUCCCAGCAAUCCAGUGGCCAAUGGUUUUCUCCUGGAGAGGCGGGAGAACUUCCUGCACGAGGAUGAUGGCAAGGAUGAGAAGGGUAUGAACUUACCGACCGAUCAGGAAAUGCAGGAGGUGAUAGAUUUUCUCUCAGGCUUUAACAUGGGCCAGUCACAUCAGGGCUCUCCGUUGGUGACAAGGCGUAAUUCUGCUGCCACAGCCAUGGUGACUGAGCAGAAGGCAGGGGCCAUGCAGCCACAGCAGCCAUCACUGCCAUUGCCCCCUUCACCACGGCCACCCCAGACUGGGGCACAUACACCUCUGACACCCCAGCUGAGUCUGGCACCUCAGCAGCAGUCCCCAAAGCAACAACCACCCCAGGUCCAAUACUACCAACACCUGCUCCAACCCACUGGAAUGCAGCACCCACCCCAGCCUCGGGCGCCUGGGAAGUGGGCACAUGGUUCAUCCCAGCCGCCAGCACAGCCCGUGGGGGCAGGUCUGGCUCCGCUUGGCCAGUGGCCUGGCAUGCCUGAUCUCAGUUCUGACUUGUACAGUUUGGGUCUAGUGAGCAGCUAUAUGGAUAAUGUGAUGUCCGAGGUUCUGGGACAGAAGCCACAGGGACCUAGAAAUAACACCUGGCCAAACCGGGACCAAAGCGAUGGAGCGUUUGGAAUGCUGGGAGACGGCCUGCCUUUUGACCCUGCAGUGGGCUCAGACCCAGAGUUUGCACGCUACGUCGCGGGAGUGAGCCACGCGAUGCAGCAGAAGCGGCAAGCCCAGCAUGGCCGCCGUCCAGGCAACCUCCGGGGCAAUUGGCCACCCAUGGACGAUGCCCAUAGGACCUGGCCUUUUCCAGAGUUCUUCACAGAAGGGGAUGGCCUGCACAGCGGCUGGUCAGCUGUUCAGGGAGACUCAGCCAGCUCCAGUGAUGAGACGUCUUCAGCCAAUGGGGACAGCUUGUUCUCCAUGUUUUCAGGGCCUGACCUCGUUGCUGCUGUUAAGCAGAGAAGGAAGCACAGCAGUGGAGAGCAGGAGACCAGCACGCUGCUCUCACCACCUCUCCUUACUGCAGCAGAGGACGUGAACCAGGAUCACAAAACCAAAACAUGGCCACCCAAAGCACCCUGGCAGCACCCUUCGCCACUGCCCAGCCCAGGCGCUCCACUCUAUGCAGUUGCCAGCCCUGGCAGCCAGUGGAAUGACACCAUGCAGAUGCUGCAGUCCCCUGUGUGGGCUGCGACCAGUGACUGCAGUGCUGCCUCCUUCUCCUAUGUGCAGAGCCCGCCACAGCCCCCACCCCCACCAGCACACAAGGCGGCACCCAAGGGCUUCAAGGCCUUCCCGGGGAAGGCUGAGCGCAGGCCAGCCUACUUGCCCCAGUACUGACCAGGGCUGGCCGGCCUGCCUUCCUGCCUGGAGCUCUUCAGGCAAUGUGUCCCUGCCCUACGGCUAACUAGUUGACACCACCCCCAAGAGGACCAGUGCACUCGUCCUAGAGAGGGGAAUGUUCCUUGGGGCAGGGGUGGUGGCAGCUCCAAGCCUUCAAAGCCUGGUUUGUCCAACUCUGAAGGCAGUAGACCCCUGGAGAGCCAGCUGAAGGUGGAGAUUUCCGAUGCUCAGGGGGACACUGGAUAAUCUGCAUGCUUGACAAGCCCCUCAGGUGAUUCUGAUGCAGGUGGCUAGAGGGCCACAUUUGGAAACACAAUUUCUAAGGUCACAAAUCCUACUGUGCGUUGGGAAUGCGUGAGGCCUGCAGGCUGGGAACACACCGACAUUCUUCUGAAGCCUCUCCUGUCUCCCUAACACACCAAUCACUAAUUUCAUAGCUACUUUUCGUGUAGGUUUUCAGUUCAAACAUCUCCUAUCUAAAAUGCCAUUGAAUAUUUUAGGAUAACAGACAUGCUGGCUGGAGGUUUGUUCAACACUAUCUUUAAGCUUAAACUGAGUGGGCAAAGUAUAGACUAUUUGUGAUCUGAAGCAGUCACCUGGGUUCCCUGUGCUGCAGGAGCAUCCAGAGUGCAGUUUCGGCAGGCUGACAAGGGCAGGAUUGUAAAACGGUGCAUGGAGAUGAGCUGCACUGCUGCCCUGAGCCCCUUCUACCAUGGCCAGAGGCACCAGUUCAGUCCUCAGUGGGGACACAGCGCCCUGCACUCAGAGCCACAGUGACAGUGGGGCUGGCUCAGGAGACAAGCUAAGUGCGAUGUAGAUAGGAAUUAAAGUCUUUGCUUUAAAAACACCUCAUUUUCAGUUAACAUGUGCCAUUAAAUAACAGCAUCCUGUGGAUAGGGAGAAUGUCCAGAAUGGAUCCAGAAUUGAAUGGUGCUUAAAUUGAGAAAUAAGAAAUAUCUAUAGAAUAGACCUAUCCCACUGUAUAUUAAUUGCAGUUGCAGAAAGUUCUUUAUAUAAAACUUAUUUAAAUCUUUCAUAUUUCAUCUUUGAAAAAGUCUAAUUGAGAAAAAUCCAUGAUAUUUUCUGGUAUGAAAGUUUGACAGUAUUAAUAUUUUUUUUAUAUUUUCUUAAAUCAUUAAACCAUUUUAAUAUAUAUGUUAACUACUAAUAAAUGGUUUAUUCUUUCUAACUCCAUACAAGCUUUUCCAACAAAGAUUGUAAUAACACAUUUAUGUUCUCAUUUUUCUACAAAUAUAAGUAAAUUUAUAUUUAAAAAUACCAGAACGAUAAAUAUAUAUAUAUACACAGAUAUAUAUAUAUGUACACACACAUACACACGUCAUAGAGGACCCUUGGGGUGUCUGGGUUUUUAGUACUGUGUCGUCAGGCUGUUUCGGGCCUUGGGUGUUGUCUCUUGUGCUGUGUGAGGUGCCGUUGCUGCCUGUACUUAACGAUCCCUUCACCGUGGGUUCCAAACAUUCACCUCACCAUGUUUACAGAGAACUAUUUUGUACAUAGGGUUUUCAGGUACAUGCUUUGUACCAAUCCUGCGUGGCGCUCGUCUGUGUUAGCCGUCAGUUUGCACACUAACCUGUUAACGUUCUUUGUGGCUGUUUUCCUUGUAAGAUAGUUUCCUGUCUCCUCAGCAAUGUGUCCACACUGUGCUGUAUUUCAAGUUCCAUUAUACUGAAGUACUCUUGUUUUAAUAGUGCCUCCUCAAAGACCUCACCCUGGACAGAGGUCAGUCCUCGAUGCCCCAGCACAGGUGACACUGACAAUUGUCACUUUCCAGUUUGCUCUUCUCUAUUAAGGAAGACACUUUGUAAUCGCAUCUCCAUGGCUGUGUGUGUGAAGCUGUCCGUGUAGUCUCCAUUGUAGGUGCUGUGUUCCCAGCACCACCGUGCCCUGAACACUGGUAAUUCCAGGUGCUGCGCUCGGCAGAGAGGUCUCGCCAAAGCGCAUGUGUGUGCGUGAGUGUGCAGCUGUCCUUUGCAUGGCCGGGCCUGGCUGCCUUGCUCGGGCAUCAGUAGGACAUUGUGUGAAUAGUUACAAUGCUUCCAAACUGGAACUCUACAUUUUGUAUCUUACUUUUAAAGCUCCUAUAAGUAAAAUAACUAUUGGCUUUAUUAAAAAAUAAACAUUUAAUAAUACUCUGUGUCUUUAUUUUAAAUGAAUUGCAGCAGACAUAGCUGUCAGAAGUGCUGCCUGACUCACCACUUUGAAAAGCUGCGCAUGAGUUGGUUUUUAGGUCAGUCAGCCUGUCCUGAUUCUAAGACCUGUGAAAGGGUUGACGUCUCAGGGUACUGGGAUGCACUGGAGUGGAUGGACAGGAAGGGCAACCAAUCACAGCCUCCCAUUGGCUUCCCUGAGCCAGAGCUGCCUUAGGUGCUUAUCUCCUGGAAGAAUGCAGGUGUGCUUUCUGGGUUUUGUUCUGCCAACACUCACUUCCCACCAAGUACGGGUACUGUGACCUACAGUACUCAGGGACGAGAACCCACGAGGAACCCAGUCUGUGCCCCGAGAUGGUGCCUCACAGAGAUAGAAAAGACCUGUCUCACCAGAUGCUGUCAUUGUCAGCCUACUAAGCAGAGGGAGACUGAGAACCACUGAUGGACAGUGGGUUACAGGAGAAUUCCAACUUCCCUGAAAUGUUCUCAUGUAGUGGGGGACGGAGGAAUGUGAGCAGUACAGUUGCUGAGUUGUAAGCGACACUCAGGCUCUCUACUGAGAUGGGUGGGGAUGGAAGCAGAACCUGUCAUGCCUGCACUCCUGGAGGGCUCCUGGAGGCCACAGCCUGUCAGAAGUGGAGGGGAGUGCACAAGCAGGCCACCUGGGAAGCUUCUGCUUCAUGCCAGCCAUGGGGGUGGGAGGGGUUGGCCCACCACUUUGUCCUGUGUGGCCACUGCUGUGACCUGCCUCCUGAUCUGGAGACAAAGGAGAAAUGAACCCUUUUUAGUGAUCAGAUCUGUGAUGCCAGAGAGCCAUGUCCGUGGACAGUAUGACUGGCUGCCUCCCCACCAUAUCUACCCAGGAGUGCCAGGAACCUCCCGGAGCAGAGUCCUGCAAAGUAAUGCAUAUAGCUCUGGCCUUUACAGUUCCACAGAACAGGAUGACUGGGCCGCAACCUCUACUGGUCUGUAAGGGUCAUGGCUUGUGCUGGGAUUGUUUCAGGAGUGUACAAGUCACUUCCCAGGAGCCAGCCCUUGCAAAAGAGAUGCAGUCUCUGACCAUUUUCCCAUCCUUGAAAGAGUUCCAUCACCGAUCUACUAAGUUACACUGAAAUCCCAGAAAACAUUCUUGAUCCUUUACUUUCAUUCUUAUAAAAUGCACCUCCAGGCACCCUUACUGCCAUUACGCAGGUCCUCACGGGGCUCCGACCCGUCCCUUGCAGCCUAAGAGGUUCCCAUGCACACCCCUAACCCUCCAACCUGCCGGCCUGUGGCUUUCAGCCUUCAUUAGUUCUCUGGGGCCAGUGUCCACCUUCCGGCCACACUUAGAGCACUUACCACUGCCCUGGAAUCUGCGUGUGCUUUGUUCCUCCCAGGAGAAAGCCCCCGAGAACAUGGAGACGGUCUGUUCCUGGAAGCGCCCAGACCUCUGCGAGCAACUCGCUGAGGCAGGCUGAAAUCAGGGAAAGCUCGGGACUCGGGAACUCUUACACCUCAAAUUAACCAUGCCC